UGUCUGCGGCUUACUGCAACAAAACGCGUUUACCCUUAAUGCACCGCGGUGAAAACAUGGCCGGCUUACUGAAGAAGACCACUGGUUUGGUUGGACUUGCUGUAUCCCAAAAUCCCCAUGAGCGUCUAAGGAUAUUAUAUUCAAAGAUUCUUGCUACGCUGCAGACCAUUCCUAGGGAUGCAGCAUACAGAAAAUACACCGAGCAGAUCAUCAAUGAGAGGGUAAAUGCUGUCCAUACAGAGCCAGAUGUUCAGAAACUGGAGGAUAAAAUUAAUUGUGGCCAAAUAGAAGAAGUCAUUGUGCAGGCUGAAAAUGAAUUGUAUCUGGCAAGAAAAAUGGUGGAAUGGAAGCCUUGGGAACCAUUAAUUGAAGAACCUCCGGCUAAUCAGUGGAAGUGGCCUAUUUAAUACUCCUAUUUCCUGUAAAUAUAUGUACAAUGUCAUCAAAAGAAAAUAAUAAAAAAGUGACUUUUAUGGUGUA
Spea bombifrons (plains spadefoot toad) is the source of this 480-nucleotide messenger RNA. It is a transcript of the gene NDUFA5, whose product is annotated as NADH:ubiquinone oxidoreductase subunit A5. The coding region runs from base 39 to 407 and encodes 122 amino acids. The record is from RefSeq and is a predicted model, not a curated record. Gene Ontology annotation, biological process: respiratory electron transport chain. The transcript has 5 exons. NCBI's taxonomy places the organism in Eukaryota, Metazoa, Chordata, Amphibia, Anura, Pelobatidae.